AUGAACACGCCCCACGCCCCCCGAACUGCGACGGCCCUGCCCCUCGACGACAACUCUCAAGACACAGGCAACAAUUCUUUUAGAGGUCGUGAUACCUCCCUUCGCACAGCUUCUCGUCCCAUACCAGUUCCUGCACACACACCUUCUCGUGCUGGGGCCUCCCUUACACCAAAUCCUCGUCGGCACGACCACGCCUACGCUACAUUGUCCACCAGUCCCUUGUCGUCCUUCACGCUUCCUGAUGUCUCUGUUACAACGCCGCCGCUUGCUCAUUUCCGUGCUGAUACAAUAGCACCGACUUCCAUACAAGAGGGCGAACUCCCGCAACCACAAUCCAAUACCCUGUCCAUUGGAUCACCGGCUAUUCCAAGACGCUCCGUCAGUCCUGUGGGAUCCUUGCGUAUCUCAACUGACUUUGCUACACGUCCCGUAACCCCAGACCGCCGUGAAUCAUUCAACAACAGCAACGGGAAUGGCAGUGGUUCAUCCCGUGGCUCGUUGACGUUGAACCACAGGGCUUCGUCCAACAGCCUUCAUCCCAUCUCCCGGACACCAAGUCUUAAAGCUGCCUUGACUAACAGUCUUGGUUCUGCCAGCGGCACAAGCAGUUUGGUGCCUAGUCCUAUUAUUUCUGCUAUGGGGGAUAUGACGCCCCUUCCAAGCCCGCUCAUGUCGGGUGAUUCCCCAGGACCCUGGAAGAGGCUGAGCGCAGGUUCUGCGUCACCUCCCCAACAGCGCCUCAAAAGCGUAGGAGAGGGCUCUGUUCUGGUUACGAGUACAGGUGAAUCGAUUGAUGCAGCACUUUCCAAUGGUGCCAAACGUAAAAUCUAUUCAACCCUCGAGCCCGGCGACCAUGUUCAUACACAAUCGCCUUCUAACCAGCAGCCACGACAGCAUACGAGAAACCGCAGCGUGAGCGAAUACGUUCCUGAUCCUAUGGGCAUUCCUAAGAGACAAAUAUCCGUUUCAGCACGACCCAACGCCGAGGCUUCAGCACGGUCCCAUGAACCCCAGCUUCGAAGAGAGCUUAACCUUGCAGAAUCGCGAGGACUUACCCCUUCUGUGGUUCAGCCACCAACUCCUCCACCAAGCGAGUCUUCGCGAGACUCUGCUGAUGGCGCCGGCAAGCCUAAAGGACCCCGAUUCGAAUAUUUCGAAGCAAACGGACGCAAUGAUAAGAAGCGGCGCCGAUGGAGGGCCGUGCGAAUGCUUGGUCAGGGAACCUUCAGUAGGGUCAUGUUGGCUACAAGCCAGAUUGAACCCGACGAAGACUCUCCCGAAGUUGAUCAUGGAAGGCUGACACCAAAACCGGAACAGAGCCUUGACCGUAAGACUUUGGUUGCCGUGAAGGUCUGCGAGCAUGGUCCAAAAGGCGGCGCCAGCGAGGAACGCGUUGAGAUGAGUCUAAAACGUGAACUUGAAAUCAUGCUUUCCAUCCACCACCCCUCGCUUGUCGACCUAAAAGCUUGGAGCAUUGAGCCUACUCGGGCCAUCCUUGUCUUGAGCUAUUGCCCUGGAGGUGAUAUGUUUGAUAUCGCGACCAGCCACCGUAGUGUGCUCAAAGAGCCUCUAUUACGAAGAAUAUUUGCCGAAAUGGUUGGUGCAGUGAGCUAUCUCCACGAAAGGAGAAUUGUUCACCGAGAUAUCAAACUCGAGAAUGUCCUCGUCAACCUCACCCCCUCUGAGCUUGCAGACCCAUCAAUCGACUGGGCUACCUACCCUUACUCAGUGGUAAUUCUGAGUGAUUUGGGCCUUUCGAGACGCAUCGCCGAUGAUGAGAAACUGGAAACUCGAUGUGGAUCAGAAGACUAUGCAGCCCCCGAGGUUAUCAUGGGACAACCUUACGAUGGACGAGCUACCGAUGCUUGGUCACUCGGUGUUCUUCUGUAUGCUCUUCUAGAGGCUCGGCUUCCCUUUGAUCCUCACCCAGGUAUGAGUGAAGCGCAUCGCAUGCGCAGUCGCACUAGCCACCGUAUCGCGAGAGUCGAAUGGAAAUGGGUAGAAUAUUACGGUGAUGACACCGACCACGAUGGCGACGAAGCUAAGUUCAAGCAAAAGGGUCUCCUCGGUGCUAUGGAGAUCACAGAGGGGUUGCUAAGGCGAGCUAGGGGUCGUUGGACCGUCGACAAGGUAGCCAAGACUCCCUGGGUUCAGGGUGCCAUCAACGUCGAAGGCGGAAUACGUUUCCGCGAAGAGAAGGACGGCGAGGAAGUUUCCUGA
Molecule: messenger RNA, 2220 nt
Organism: Fusarium tjaetaba
Lineage: Eukaryota; Fungi; Ascomycota; Sordariomycetes; Hypocreales; Nectriaceae
Product: CAMK kinase
Exons: 1
Coding region: 1-2220 (739 amino acids)
Biological process (GO): protein phosphorylation
Molecular function (GO): ATP binding; protein kinase activity
Source: RefSeq, a predicted model, not a curated record